Dovyalis caffra is the source of this 2136-nucleotide messenger RNA. Lineage: Eukaryota; Viridiplantae; Streptophyta; Magnoliopsida; Malpighiales; Salicaceae. The record is from the annotation of a GenBank genome assembly.
AUGGAGUGCCUCAGGUCUGGAGACCAAUCAAGAGCAGUGGAUGAAAUGGCACUUUCAUCUGAAUCUCUUGCAAUCGAAGAUAAUUCCAUGGGUGCAUAUUCUUCUAAAGAUGGCGAGCUGGACCAGAAGCCAGACCCGAGCAAUGUAGAAGAAGCUGAAUUAUCGCUUCGUGGGCGUGGUUCUUUGAACUAUGAGGAAGCCAGAGCAUUGUUAGGAAGAAUGGAAUAUCAAAAAGGGAACAUAGAAGCCGCUCUGCAUGUAUUUGAAGGAAUAGAUAUUGCUGCAGUAAUUCCCAGGAUGAAACUUACUCUGGGUAAAAGACGAGAACACCACAAGAGACACUCACGAAGUUUUGCUACCCCAACGAUGUCUAUGCAUGCUGUUAGUUUACUAAUGGAAGCAAUCUAUCUGAAAGCAAAAUCAUUGCAACAUCUUGGGAGGUUCAGAGAAGCUGCUCAAUCUUGCAAAGUUAUUCUGGACAUAGUUGAAUCUUCAUUCUCAGAAGGCUUCCCUGAAAACUUUGCCGCUGACUGUAAACUGCAGGAGACUCUAAACAAGGCUGUUGAGUUGCUUCCAGAACUUUGGAAACUUGCUGAUUUCCCACGUGAAGCAAUCAUGUCAUACCGGCGGGCUCUCCUCCAUCACUGGAACCUUGACGUAGAAACCACUGCAAGGAUUCAAAAAGAGUUUGCCGUUUUUCUUCUGUACAGCGGAGGUGAAGCAAGUCCCCCAAACCUCCGCUCUCAGCUGGACAGUUCAUUUGUACCUAAAAACAACAUAGAAGAGGCCAUACUUCUGUUAAUGAUACUGUUAAAAAAAUUUACUCUGAAAAAAAUUGAGUGGGAUCCAUCAAUCCUGGAUCACCUUUCAUUUGCUCUCUCAUUAUCUGGGGGUUUAAAGGCAUUAGCCAGCCAAGCUGAGGAGUUGCUUCCUGGGAUUAUUGAUCGCAGAGAGAGGUAUCAUUUUCUUGCUCUCUGCUAUUAUGGAGCCGGAGAGGAAUUGGUUGCCUUGAAUCUAUUAAGGAAAUUGUUGCAUAGUUAUGAGGAUCCAAAGCGUGUUCCAGCCUUAUUAAUGGCAUCAAAGAUUUGUGGGAAGACCCCUAAACAGGCAGAAGAAGGGAUAAAUUAUGCUCGCAGAGCUCUGCAAAACUUGGAAAAUGACUGCAAUCAGUUGGAAAGUAUCGCCAAUUGUUUGCUGGGUGUCUCACUUUCAACGCAUUCUCAAGUAGCUGUUGCUGAUUCUGAGAGGGUCACAAAACAAUCCGAGGCUCUUCAGGCCCUGGAAUCUGCAGGAAGAAUGACAAAGAUGCAAGACUCUAAUAUUCUUUACUGUCUCAGCCUAGAAAAUGCAGAGCAGAGGAAGUUGGACGUUGCACUUCGUUAUGCAAAGCACUUGUUAAAACUAGAAAGUGGUUCUAAUCUUAGAGGAUGGUUAUUGAUCGCUCGGAUCUUAUCAGCUCAGAGACGAUAUUUGGAUGCUGAAAUUAUUAUUAAUGCUGCCUUGGAUCAGACUGGAAAAUGGGACCAAGGAGAAUUGUUGAGAACUAAAGCUAAACUUCAAAUCGCUCAGGGUCAUUUAAAGAGUGGCAUUGAGUCAUACACCCAGCUUCUUGCUCUUCUUCAAAUUCAGAGUAAGAGCUUUGGAUCUGGGAGGAAGCUAUAUAAGGGCAACGGGAACCCUUCAAGUCAUCUGGAAUUGGAAGUUUGGCAUGAUCUGGCUUCUGUCUACACAAGGCUGUCCCAGUGGCGUGAUGCAGAGACUUGUCUUUCCAAAUCCAAGGCCAUCAGCUCUUACUCAGCUUCUAGAUUUCAUACAACUGGUGUACUUUACGACCAAAAGGGCCUCCACAAAGAAGCUCUGAGAGCCUUUGUGAGUGCUUUAGAUAUUGAUCCCACCCAUGUCCCAAGCUUGGUAUCCACAGCUGUGGUUCUUAGAAAGCUCGGUAUGCCAUCGAAUGCAGCCAGAUGCUUUCUAAUGGGCGCUCUGCGGUUUGACAGAAUGAACUCAUCGGCAUGGUACAAUCUUGGUUUGCUUUACAAAGCUGAGGGCACUGCCUCCUCCUCCCUAGAAGCUGCUGACUGUUUUGAGGCUGCAACUUUUCUUGAAGAGACAGCACCAGUUGAGCCUUUCAGAUGA